AUGCGACGUAAUGUUUUGAUUUGGCGUUAUGGUCAUAAGCAGGCGUUUUGUCGUUUGUCUUCUAACAAAUUCGUCAUUGAUGCUAUUAUAAUGACCUCCAUUUCAAAACGAGAAUAUAAAACGAUGAUGUCAAGUUUAAUUACGUCGUAUAAUCAACACACAGAUGACGUAACGUCAUUGCAGUGCCCAAUUAAGAAUACCACUUUGUACUGUCUCCUUACAUCAACUGUGAAUAAAGAUAGCUGCUACAUUAAUAUGGGUAGAAAAACCAAAUUUAAACGAAAUGGGGAGGAAAUUCGUUUAGAACGAAGGGCUUUACGAAAAGCAGAAGAACACAAGCCAAAAGUUGUAAACGAAAAUGACGAUGCUAAAAAGGAACGUCCUGUCGUAAAACCCAUCAGAGAAAAACUGAAGGAGAAAAAACAACCACAGUAUCAAAAAAAGUAUUUUGUGACCAUAAAUGUUCAAACAAAUGCAAACGAUCCAGCGGAGACCAAGUAUGACAUCGAAGCAGGAAAAAAUCUUGAAACAAUAAAAUUGCGCACUGAUAUUUCAAGGACCAAUGACCCUGCUCCUAUUAUACCAAUAGCUCCAAAAAUAGAUAAUUCCAUCAUUCAAAGAGAAAGAAAAAGGAAGCGGACAGAAACAUUAGAACGAAUAAGUGCAUGUAAAAAAACAGAAGUUUUUGAAAUUGAAGAUUUAAUACAAAUGAAUCGCUUUCCGCGAGUAAAUACAAAUUCUCGGGCACUGGAAGCCUUUCUUGAUGAUAUCGCAAAAAAAAGACUUAAAAAGAGAGAACAUAACAAAGAAAGGUGCAAGCAGAUUUCGGCAGACUUUUUAAAAGUUAUCGACGAAGAGUAUGUUCUUCGCAAGGAUGUAAGAAAACACGAGAUUGCGCUAGAGGAGUUGUUGUGUGUUGACACGGAUAUAAUUCCCACAAUGCAACACCCGGGAGAAGAACAGCCAAUUCCGACAAGACAAAGUUUCGAAGAAGUAAAGGAUGUUUUGAGGAAAUUUCUUAAUUUGAGAAACAGAAAACUUCACACCUGCGUUUUAACUGGUUGUCGAAGAAAUAAAGCUGGUGAUAAUUACAUGGACAUCCUGAGUAAGUGUGAACGCAACAAAAGCUUAUUAAAUUGCAUAAUAGAACGAAGAAGUGGCAAAAGACAACUGGGGCAUCGGGUAUUAAGCGCAAGUGUUAAAAUACUCACAAAAAUAGAACAGCAACUUAGGUCAAACGUGGUUGCAAAAUCGAAACUGAUACCGGCAAAACAUUGGACGAAACGAUUACGCACGCACGACAGUGCAAUUAACCGUCAUAACUUGGACAUAAUUCGUAUGAAUAAAGCUAUUCAAAAUAAAAGAAACAAGAUCAAAAUUCUUCAGCAAGAACUGGUAGACGUCGAGGAAGAACACUUGAAAACAAAACGUCUACUUAGAAAAAUAAAAAUGGAAUUUGAAAAGAAUGUUAUUCAGAGCGAGAGCUAUGUUAAGGCUGCUCGAGAAGGAGAAAAAAUAGAAAAACUUAUUACUGAGAUAGGGAGGAAGAAUGACGCGGACAGUGCCAAGAUCGAAUAUCUAAAGGACGCGUACAUGCAAAUAAAGAAAGAGAAGAAGAACCAGACUAUUUUAUUGAAAGAAAUUGAAAAAAAUACCCAAAUGCUAAAUGCUUUUAAAAGAAAGUGGAAGCAGAGAGAAGUUGCGCAGAUAAAGUUAAAAGAAACAAUUCGCCGCAAUACUGGAUCGAUUUUAAAAGAAGAAGAAAAAAUGGAAGAGUUGAAAACACGCUUGAAGAACUUUACAAAUGAAAUAAACCAACAGUUAAACCAAAUAGAUGACAGUAAAUAUCAACACAGAAAACUCUCCCUAAAAUUGGAAUAUAUUAUCAGUGGGACAAAACGUAAGCAUACCGAUCACACUAAUGGAAUACAGAAUGUGAUCGCCGCUUCAUGGGACCAAAUUAUGGAGAACACGUACUAUGUUCAUAGGAGAUUGUCAAUCCUCAGUCAUGAAAAAUUUAAAAUAUUCAUUUCUCUUCCUUUUCAAAAUUCGGUGUACACUUUUUUUAUCUGCUUUUUUAUAUCUGUUUCUGUGGUUUGUCUCUGUGUUUUGGAUCAACUUUAUUUCCAAGGCUCUUUUGAUAUGAAACAGCAACAUGUUCGAUGUGCAAAAGAGGAAAAAAACAAGGUUGUUAGGGCAGGAUUGUUAGUAUGCUAA
This is a messenger RNA of Hydractinia symbiolongicarpus, 2217 nucleotides long. RefSeq names its product putative leucine-rich repeat-containing protein DDB_G0290503. The transcript is spliced from 7 exons. The record is from RefSeq and is a predicted model, not a curated record. The coding region runs from base 1 to 2217 and encodes 738 amino acids. NCBI's taxonomy places the organism in Eukaryota, Metazoa, Cnidaria, Hydrozoa, Anthoathecata, Hydractiniidae.